CGAGUUCCAGGCUCGGGGCUGGUUCAUUCUGCGGCCCGGGAUUAUAUUUACAAGCAAACUGUCUCACCCUCGCCAGAUUGUCCGCCUCGGCGCAGGCAGCGGAGGGCUGUUUUCCAAAAUUACCGUCUUGCCCUGCACCUGCCUUUCCGAUUACCUCCGGGAAUCUGUGGGAGGAGCUGGCAGGGUGGACAGUGUGGCUUCGCUCUGCAAAAGGAAGAAAACUUUGUCACCCAGAGGGAGACCUCUGCCACGCGUAACCCGGAGAGAGACCAGAACCCGGACAACCUUGGCUUUGAGUUUUGAUCGAUGAGCCCGUAAGGAGGACGAGGACACGUGAACUCGGCGCACACGCCUACCGCCAUCCUCCCUGGUGGCGGCGGCCGGAGGUACCUGCGCCACCUUCCCUCCCCGCGGAAGUCCCCACGCGGUGUCUCCGCGGUGGAAGGGUAAUCAUCCAGAGCGCGCGGCUCGAGGCCGACCGCAGGGGCCGGGCCAGGAAGGAGAGGACCGAACUGCAGGAACGAGUUACCCGGAAUUAACUUCUGGUUAAAGUUAUGGGAAGCGCGGCCAUGGACACCAAGAAGAAGAAAGAUGUUUCCAGCCCCGGCGGGAGCAGCGGCAAGAAAAAUCCCAGCCAGAAGCGGCGUUCGCUGCGAGUGCACAUCCCGGACCUGAGUUCCUUUGCCAUGCCGCUCCUGGACGGAGACCUGGAGAGCUCAGAGAAGCAUGCUUCCCGGAAGGUGGACAGCCCCUGCAGCUCGGGCAGCCCCUCCAAAGGGUUCUUCUCUCGAGGCCCCCAGCACCGGCCCUCCAGCCCCGUGUCUGCUCCCGUGAGGCCCAAGACCAGCCCCGGCUCCCCCAAAACCGUGUUCCCGUUCUCCUACCAGGAGUCCCCUCCGCGCUCCCCACGCCGCAUGAGUUUCAGCGGGAUCUUUCGCUCCUCAUCCAAAGAGUCCUCCCCCAACUCCAACCCGUCUACCUCACCUGGGGGCGUCAGGUUCUUCUCCCGCUCCAGAAAAACCUCCGGCCUCUCCUCCUCUCCGUCGACACCCACCCAGGUGGUCAAGCAACACACGUUUCCUCUCGAGUCCUACAAGCAUGAGCCUGAGCGGCUGGAAAAUCGCAUCUACGCCUCCACCUCCCCUCCGGACACAGGCCAGAGGUACUGCCCAUCCCCCUUCCAGAGCCCGGCCAGGCCCCCGGCAGCCUCGCCCACACACCUCGCUUCCUCCAGAACGCCCCACAGCCCCGCGCCUCCGGGCGUCGCCCCGCCCACCCGGCGGCGCUGCCCUCUCGCCCCACCCCCCAGGCUGGCCGAGACCACACCUGCGCAGGUUAAGGCCGCGGGGACGCGCCGCCCGUGGGUGGCGGGGAAGAAUGUGAACCAGAUCGUAUUGGGCGGGUACCUACAUUCAUUUUCUGUUUUAGAUUCCCUGCAGCAUUCCACAAGCAUGUUACUAGAAGAAGACUCGGAAAGCGGCGUCUACAUGCGCUUCAUGAAGUCACACAAGUGCUACGACAUUGUCCCCACCAGUUCCAAGCUCGUGGUGUUUGACACAACGUUACAAGUGAAAAAGGCUUUCUUCGCCUUAGUGGCCAAUGGCGUCCGGGCGGCGCCGCUGUGGGAGAGCAAGCAGCAGAGUUUUGUAGGAAUGCUAACAAUUACAGAUUUCAUAAACAUACUGCAUAGAUACUAUAAGUCGCCCAUGGUCCAGAUUUAUGAAUUAGAGGAACAUAAGAUCGAAACCUGGAGGGAGCUUUAUUUACAAGAAACAUUUAAGCCUUUAGUGAAUAUAUCUCCAGACGCAAGCCUCUACGAUGCUGUUUACUCGUUGAUCAAAAAUAAAAUCCACAGAUUGCCAGUUAUUGACCCUAUCAGUGGGAACGCACUUUACAUACUUACCCACAAAAGAAUCCUCAAGUUCCUGCAGCUUUUUAUGUCUGACAUGCCAAAGCCUGCCUUCAUGAAGCAGAACCUGGAGGCCCUGGGCAUCGGGACCUACCACAACAUCGCCUUCAUCCACCCGGACACGCCCAUCAUCAAAGCCCUGAGCAUCUUCGUGGAAAGACGCGUGUCGGCCCUGCCCGUGGUGGACGAGUCAGGAAAAGUCGUAGAUAUUUAUUCCAAAUUUGAUGUCAUUAACCUCGCUGCCGAGAAGACGUACAACAACCUGGACAUCACGGUGACCCAGGCCCUGCAGCACCGCUCGCAGUACUUCGAGGGCGUCGUGAAGUGCAGCAAGCUGGAAGUCCUGGAGACCAUCGUGGACAGGAUAGUGCGGGCCGAGGUGCAUCGGCUGGUGGUAGUGAACGAGGCGGACAGCAUCGUGGGCAUCAUCUCCCUGUCGGACAUCCUGCAGGCCUUGAUCCUCACGCCCGCAGGUGCCAAACAAAAGGAGCCAGAAACGGAAUGACCGCUGUGGGUGGAGGAGCCCCCGUGGGAGAACGUGAACAAAGAUCCCGGGUCGCACUUUGCCUCGUGAACGCUGACCGUGACCGAAGGCAGCACAGCGGCAGAGAACGUGUAUCAGGGUUUAGUGAGGGGUACUUUUUUUCCAGUGAUGCUGAAACAGCAUAAGGAACCGAUUUCACGUGUGUGAGGACUCGGGCUCGCCCUCGAGGACUGCUCCCGGACCUUCGUCCGAGCGAUUUCAAUGCUGUAUGUUAUUAAAGUGCACUGUGUCCUGAAGUUUCUAUUAUUUUUCAUUUCAAAGGAGUCACUGGUCUGGAACAGGGAAUCAGACAUAAGGCGAGCGCAGGGCCUCUCGGACCUAGUGCCUUGUGUCGGGACACGUGAUCUGUCACCACUGCGGCCCAGGACAGCUGGGGCCGCACGGUGCUGGGGCGUGACAGUCUCUGGACCUUUACCAAAUCAGUUUUGUUUUCAUUAGGUUUGUCAAACUGUUGUAAUUUGGAUAUAAAUACUUUAUAAAGCUUCCACAGCAGUUUUCUGUUUAAGCGUCUGUUCUGAACUACGGUGCACACAAAACCGCCGACUCCUUUAUUUAUUUUUACUCUCGUGCAGUUUUGUUUGUUUGUUUGUUUGUACACAUCUUGGUGGCUGAGCUUCCUCCCACUAAUAAACCACUGGUGGUUAUUUUCAAA
Suricata suricatta (meerkat) is the source of this 3105-nucleotide messenger RNA. It is a transcript of the gene PRKAG2, whose product is annotated as protein kinase AMP-activated non-catalytic subunit gamma 2. The record is from RefSeq and is a predicted model, not a curated record. Bases 555 to 2414 code for a protein of 619 amino acids. NCBI's taxonomy places the organism in Eukaryota, Metazoa, Chordata, Mammalia, Carnivora, Herpestidae. The transcript has 17 exons.